Molecule: messenger RNA, 324 nt
Organism: Trichobilharzia regenti
Lineage: Eukaryota; Metazoa; Platyhelminthes; Trematoda; Strigeidida; Schistosomatidae
Source: the annotation of a GenBank genome assembly
AUGGUAGCUCAGAGUGAAAUGAGCACAACAGUGAAGAUGGAAUGUACUGAAGGAAGACAGGCGCUAUUUCAAAUGGAACACUGCAUCAAAGAUACCGUUGAUUUUCUUUCGAAACACAUACUCUUCUUACUCACGAAAAAGGGUUCAGCGAAACAGCCGCAUGAGAUAUUCAAAAGCAAAUGGAAUUAUGUGGCUAUCGCUCUCGUAAUACUCGCAGUUAUCCUUGACAUUGCAUUAAUGUUGAGUAGGCGACUACAGUCUGCUACUCCAUUUAACGCGAUUAUUGCUGGAUUAGUAGUGAGCGAAAAUUCCUAUUGUCUUUAA